This is a messenger RNA of Python bivittatus (Burmese python), 1056 nucleotides long. The record is from RefSeq and is a predicted model, not a curated record. Lineage: Eukaryota; Metazoa; Chordata; Lepidosauria; Squamata; Pythonidae.
AUGUGGCCUCUCUGGAGCUUCAGAAGCAGCAGUCACCUUAUUCCCCAUAGACGGAUCCACACAGGGGGGAAGCCAUAUAAAUGCAUGGAGUGUGGAAAGACUUUUAGUCAAAAUGGUAAUCUUACUCCCCAUCAUAAAAGAACCCACACAGGGGAGAAGCCAUAUAAAUGCAUGGAAUGUGGAAAGAGCUUCAGAAGCAGCAGUCACCUUAUUCCCCAUAGACGGAUCCACACAGGGGAGAAGCCAUAUAAAUGCAUGGAGUGUGGAAAGACUUUUAGUCAAAAUGGUAAUCUUACUUCCCAUAACAGGAUCCACACAGGGGAGAAGCCAUAUAAAUGCAUGGAGUGUGGAAAGAGCUUCAGAAGAAGCAGUCACCUUAUUGCCCAUAAAUGGACCCACACAGGGAAAAAGCCAUAUAAGUGCAUGGAGUGUGGAAAGACUUUUAGUCAAAACAGUAAUCUUACUUUCCAUCAUAAAAGAAUCCACACAGGGGAGAAGCCCUAUAAAUGCAUGGAGUGUGGAAAGAGUUUUACUACUAGCAGCAGUCUUACUUCCCAUAACAGGAUCCACACAGGGGAGAAGCCAUAUAAAUGCAUGGAGUGUGGAAAGACUUUUAGUCAAAACAGUAAUCUUACUUUCCAUCAUAAAAGAAUCCACACAGGGGAGAAGCCCUAUAAAUGCAUGGAGUGUGGAAAGAGUUUUACUACUAGCAGCAGUCUUACUUCCCAUAACAGUCACCACACAGGGAAGAAGCCAUAUAGGUGUAUGGAGUGUGGAAAGACUUUUACUCAAAACAGUUCUCUUACUUCUCAUAAAAGGACCCACACAGGGGAGAAGCCCUAUAAAUGCAUGGAGUGUGGAAAGGCUUUUAGUGAAAACAGUAAUCUUACUUCCCAUAAAAGGACCCACACAGGGGAGAAGCCAUAUAAAUGCAUGCAGUGUGGAAAAAGCUUUACUACUAGUAGUGAUCUUACUUCUCAUAACGGGAUUCACACAAGGGAGAAACCAUAUGUGUGGAGCAUGGAAGGAGCUUCAGGAGGAGGAAUGACCUAAUUU